Molecule: messenger RNA, 2201 nt
Organism: Leptopilina boulardi
Lineage: Eukaryota; Metazoa; Arthropoda; Insecta; Hymenoptera; Figitidae
Gene: CNT2
Exons: 12
Coding region: 306-2078 (590 amino acids)
Biological process (GO): nucleoside transmembrane transport
Cellular component (GO): membrane
Molecular function (GO): nucleoside:sodium symporter activity
Source: RefSeq, a predicted model, not a curated record
UUGAUUGUGGAUUUGAAGGAAAAUUCUUUCAAUUUGUUAUGCGAGAGUAGUUCUUUAGUGACCGUCGUGCUAACUGCAAUAAUGGAUUAUUAAAAGGGGAAAAAAAAGAAAAAUUUUUUACAUCCAAAUUAUGAAAACGUUGGAAAAUAGUAAAAAUUUUCAAAAUUAGCCUCAAGUUUAGAAAGAAAAAAAAAAUGUUAUUUGGCAAAGUUAUUUCAAGGUGUUUUAGUAUAAAUGUUAAUUAUAGAAAUUGUCGCGCGACAAAAAAUUAAGAACAAAAGAAAUUUGUUUUUAUCUGAUUGACAAUGGCAGCUGGUAUCAGUAACGAAGCCUUCAGUGAGGAAUAUGAGAUUGAUGGAAUUAAUUCAGCAACAAAAUUUCAAACACAAAUGUCGAAAGAAGAAAAAUUAGAUGAAAACGAUGGAGUUUUUGAUAAAGCAAAAACAGGAUUCGAAGUGUUUCUUGAAUCGCAUCAAAAAACAUUAAAAAUAUGUGGCUAUUUGUUACUUAAUCUAAUGGUCGUAACAUACGUGGCCUUCGCGGGUAUUUACUGGCACAAUAAUUCAACAAAUUGUGAAUUGGAAUGGUGUGAUGGAUAUGGCAUGCUUCUUAUAAUCAUUGUGAUAAUCUACUCUAGUUUUUUGUAUCAUUCUCUAUUAAAAAAGUACUUGAGAAAAUUGAUUUGCUCUGGGUUAUUGUCACUUAAUACCAGCAUGAAAACUAAUCGUCACAAACGAUAUCUUCAUUCAUAUGGGCAGGCAUUAAUUUAUUUUACAAUUUUAGUACUAAUAAUAGUAUUUUUAAUUUUUGACACCACUGGUGCACGUGAAAGAUGGAUUAGUUUUGGUGGUAUUUUACUUAUUGUAACAUUUGGUUGGAUUUUCUCAAAACAUCCAAACAAAGUAAAUUGGAAAUCCGUAGUAUCUGGAAUAAUAAUUCAAAUUUUAUUUGGAUUAUUUACCAUAAGAUGGUCAAUUGGACGUGCGAUAUUUCAAUGUAUUUCAAAUAAAGUUGAAACAUUUUUAAAUUUCGUAAAAGUUGGUGCCAAAUUUGCAUAUUCAGAUCAAUUAGUUGACAGUGGAAUUUUCGUCUUUGCCGCACUACCCGCUAUAUUUUUCUUUGGAUUUAUAAUACAAAUGUUGUAUCAUUGUGGUAUUUUACAAAAAGUAAUUUUAAAAUUAGGAUGGUUACUUCAAAAACUCGUUGGAACAACUGCCUGUGAAUCAAUGAAUGCAGCAGGAAAUACUUUCUUAGGAAUGACAGAAUCUAUUUUACUGAUUAAACCUUAUAUGAGUUCUUUGACUAAAUCGGAAAUACACACCAUAAUGUGUUCUGGAUUUGCAUCCGUUUCUGGAACGACAUUAGCUGCUUAUAUAGGAUUUGGGGCAACGCCUUCGAAUUUAAUAACUGCUACUCUAAUGGCUGCACCAGCAUCUCUUGCAUUUUCAAAAUUAUUUUAUCCCGAAACUGAAAAAAGUCAAACUACUUUUAAAGAAUUACCGGAUUAUAAAUCGGAAGAUGCAAGUUUAUUAGAUGCUGGAAUUAGAGGAGCACUUAAUGGAAUACCUAUUGUUUUAGGAAUAACUGCCAAUAUUAUAGCAUUCACAUCAUUUGUUGCAUUUUUAAACGCUCUGCUCUCUUGGAUUGGUGGACUUGUUGGCUACAGUGAAAUGACCUUUGAGUUUCUUCUUUCGCGAACUUUUAUGCCACUAAGUUGGAUCAUGGGAGUACCAUGGGAGAGUUGCGGCGAUGUUGGCAAUUUAAUAGGACUAAAAGUUGCAGUUAAUGAAUUUGUAGCUUAUCAAAAAUUAGGUGAAUACAAAUUAGAAGGGAGACUAUCGCCUAGAACUGAAGCAAUUGCAACUUUUGCAAUUUGUGGUUUUUCAAAUCCUGCAUCAUUGGGAAUAUUUGCUGGUGCAUUAACAACAUUAAUGCCAGAAAAAAGAUCACAAGUUGCUGAAGUUGCUAUAAGAGCUGCAAUUGCCGGAAGUAUCGUUUGUUUUCUCACUGCAUGCACCGCUGGUAUGCUUAUGGAUGAAACUUUUUACUCUGCUCAUUCAAAUGGAACAAAAUCAUAAACUAGAUAAAAAAAAAAUAUUCAUGUGUGUAUAUAUAUAUUUUUUUAGAAGGCAUAUUUGACACCACAAUAAAUAUAACAGAUUUAUACAUAUAUAUAUAAUAAUAAUAAUUGCACUAAAAUA